UGCUUUAAACAUGUGACUAAGCGUGAGAGGGGGCGACGAAAGACCUCGCACCCGCGUCUACUGGCGACUCAAAUGCGUCUCUCUCUAUCUCGCUCUCUCUCUCACACACACACACGGGUGCGCGCGCACACACACACACACACACACACACACACACACACAAUCCCGGAGUGGUAGGGUCAGGAAUUGAAGCGCUUUCUGCUGACUUUCCAACGGAAUAUCCAAGGCUGGAGUUUACGCACGAACCUCUGAUUCUUCCAUCCGUCUCCAAGCUUGGACCUUUUUUUUUUUUUUUCAUAGGAUAUCUUUUAUUUCAUUUAAUUUUUUUUUCCUUUAAGAAAGAUUGGAUCGUUUUCCCAGGAACAUCCAUCAUGGAGAGCAUCAUGGAUGCGGUUCCUUACCAAAGUUGGCCAGCGUGCGGGAGCGCGAGCGCGGACUGAAAAAAGCGCAUUUGGUUUCGGCUCGGAUGUGAACUCAUUAGCGCGCGCGCGCGUCCUUCAUCUCUCCAAGCGCGACGAUCACGCAGUCCAGAAAGAGGGUCCCGUUAAAACCGGACAUGGCUGAUGAGCAAAUAUGGAGCACGGACGGGACGCGCGCAGUUUAACUUUGAAUGGGGCUCUUAGUCGGGGAGAUGAGUGGCCAUGUUGAUAUCCAGUGCUGAGUGGUGGAGCCAGUGAAUCCUCUCUCAUGGCUUUAUGGGAGUUGCUGCUAUCUCUCAGCUUUCACUGCUGGCUGGCUUCCUGCGCCAGUUUAACUGAGGAAGGUCCCGCCGGACCCCUGGACUGGCUCCUCUCCGACAAGGGCCCCUUCCAUCACUCCCAAGAGUACACCGACUUUGUGGAGAGGAACCGCCAGGGCUUUUCUACUCGCUACAAGAUAUACAGGGAGUUCGGACGCUGGAAAGUGAACAACCUGGCUGUGGAGCGGCGGGAUUUCCUGGACUCCCCUUUAUCCCUCACGCCCGAGUUCAUCCGCAACAUCCGACUCCUCGGACGCAGACCCUCUGCCAAGCUAAUUACCGACAACCUUAUUAAAAAAUAUGGGACGCAUUUCCUCCUGUCGGCCACGCUAGGAGGUGAAGAGGCUCUUACCAUAUUUGUAGACAAGAGGAAGCUUAGCAGGAAAGCAGAAGUGAGCGACUACACGAACAACAUUACAGCUGUGACUCUGGAGGCACUCCACCAGCUGGCUGCUUCCUACUUCAUAGACAGAGAGAGCACACUGCGCAAACUGCACCACCUCCAGAUCGCCUCCACUGCCAUCAAGGUAACUGAAACAAGGACUGGCCCUCUUGGAUGCAGUAACUAUGACAACCUUGAUUCUGUUAGUUCGGUUUUAGUUCAGAGUCCGGAAAACAAAGUCCAAUUACAAGGUUUGCAGGUCAUUCUGCCAGACUACCUCAGACAUACCUUUGUCCAGGCAGCUCUGGGUUACAUUGCUUGCAAUGGAGAAGGUGACUUUGUGUGCCAUGACAACGACUGCUGGUGCAAGUGUGACCCAAAGUUUCCAGAAUGUAAUUGUCCCUACAUGGAUAUUCAAGCGAUGCAAGAGAGCCUUCUUCGAAUCUCUGAAUCAUGGGAAUACCUUUACAAAGAAUUUAAGGAAUCAGAUGAGUUCAAGACAUUCCUAGUGAGACUGCCUCAGAACUUCUACCUCAACACCUCUGCAAUCCACCACAUAUGGUUGCUGGAUGGCUUGUUUCAAAGACGCUAUGAGCUGCUAGAGAGCAGCAUGAAGGGUCUGUAUAGGAGGGCCCAGCGAGUCGUGUACAAGCUCUUCAGUCUGAGUAAGAGGUGUCAAAAGCAGCCCCUUAUCAACCUACCACGUGAACGGCCACGGUCAUACUGGCUGAACUACUUUCAGUCAUUACUCUACUGCUCAGAGAACAACCAGCUGGGCGUUUUCUCAGAGGAGCUGCACACCUGCAUUUGCGCAUAUGACCAAUACUCAUGCCAGGCACCCACUCCAUGCUCUGUAGGAGAGGGUUUGGCUUGUGCAUCUUGUGCUAGCGACAACUACACUCGCUGCGGUAGCUGCAAUGCUGGCUACAUGCUCAGUCAAGGAGCCUGUCGGCCUAUGGUGGCUGACUCUACCGACAACUACUUUGGGUUUGAGACUGACUUGCAAGACCUAGAGUUGCGUUACCUCCUGCAAAGGGCUGACCGUCGCCUAGAGGUCCACGCUAUCUUCAUUAGCAAUGAUAUGCGCCUAAACAGCUGGUUCGACCCUUCAUGGAGAAAGAGAAUGCUGCUCACACUAAAGAGCAACAAGUACAAAUCCAACCUGGUGCACAUGCUGUUGGGGAUCUCGCUCCAGAUUUGCCUUACUAAGAACAGCACCCUGGAACCUGCGCUUACUCUUUUCAUCAACCCAUUUGGUGGGAGCCACUCAGAGAGUUGGUUAAUCCCUGUAAAUGAGAACAAAUUCCCAAAUUGGCAGGCCACUAAACUGGACCUUCCGCUUGAGUGUUUUAACUGGACCUUGACUCUGGGCAACAAGUGGAAGACCUUCUUUGAGACAAUUCACAUUUAUCUGAGGAGCCACAUUAAAACGUCAGGUCCGACUGCCAAUGAAAGUGUUUACUUGGAACCAGUGGAAAUGACGGACCCUUCCAGAAACUUGGGCUACAUGAAAAUCAACAGCAUACAAGUUUUUGGUUACAGUAUGCACUUCAACCCAGAGGCAAUUCGAGACUUGAUCCUGCAGCUAGACUAUCCGUAUACACAGGGCUCACAAGAUUCUGCCCUGAUGCAGCUGCUGGAGAUCCGGGACCGCGUUAACCGAUUGUCUCCACCAGGCCAGCAGCCUCUGGACCUGUUCUCCUGCUUACUGCGUCAUCGCCUUAAACUCACAGUCAACGAAGUGAUGCGCAUCCAUUCUUCUCUCCAGGCGUUCAGCACCCGUCUCCCUAACCCUCUCGAUUACGAGACAUCGAAACUUUGUAGCUAACAACUAAGAGGUCAGACAUUUUGAAUAUGUUUACACACAGAGAGGGGACUCUGUAUGGAUAAAAUAAAUCACUUCAUUAUUGAAUCAAAUACUGUAUAUCUUUCCACAUUCACUCUUAAAUAAGUGUGCUCAAACCACCCGAGUUCGUUUUCUUAUAUGGAACACUAACGAAAUCAUAUGGUGGGACGUUUGCUAUAUAUGACUGCAAAUUUGCAAUGUUUUUGUAUUUUUUGUUUUGUUUUUGCUUCAGUGACAGUGCACUUUCCUUGAACAGACUACAGUGAUGUCAGUAAGUUUUGUAGAUAAAUUGAUAUUAAAACUUAAUGUACUAUUAAUGAUUUACUAGUCUCCUUUUUGGGUUUAGUUGUUCAGUAAAAAAUUGGCAAAUUCUGUCCAUCUUUUUUUUUUUUUCUAUGACACAAUGACAAUGUAAAUGAGAUCAAAUAAGUGCUUGAUUAAAUUGUAAUAUUCAUCCGGAUUCAUUAACACAGUUACACUAUGACUCUUUAUGAUAAACUGUUUCUUUUUGUUUGAAAUAAUCAGAUUUUAUUUAACAAGGGAAACUGCAGGUCAGAUUAACAUUACAGAUCAUGUGUUGUGACAAAUGAACAGUGCCGCUCACUGCCAUGGCGCUAACUUUCUCAGAUGUGUCAAUUUUAUUUAAAAUGUUAAUUAACAUUGCACGCACACACGCUCACACACCCUCACACGCCAACCAAAUAAUUGUUUUGUAGAUUGAAAUUUCUAUUUUAUUGUUACUGUUGUUACUCUUACUAUUACUUUUACAGUGCCAUUAGAUUUAUGUAUUUGUGUUUCUCUUUUUCCCCUUUUUUAUUUUUUCUGCUUUACAUUUUCUCUAAAUAUAUGAAUAAGUUGUGACAGGAGGAUGACGGUGAACCCAAAAAUUGAAAGAAAAACCCGCACAU
Molecule: messenger RNA, 3875 nt
Organism: Silurus meridionalis
Lineage: Eukaryota; Metazoa; Chordata; Actinopteri; Siluriformes; Siluridae
Gene: brinp3a.2
Product: bone morphogenetic protein/retinoic acid inducible neural-specific 3a, tandem duplicate 2
Exons: 8
Coding region: 688-2949 (753 amino acids)
Biological process (GO): negative regulation of mitotic cell cycle; positive regulation of neuron differentiation
Source: RefSeq, a predicted model, not a curated record